This is a messenger RNA of Solanum dulcamara, 5771 nucleotides long. RefSeq lists its product as uncharacterized. The transcript is spliced from 11 exons. Gene Ontology annotation, biological process: vegetative to reproductive phase transition of meristem. The record is from RefSeq and is a predicted model, not a curated record. The coding region runs from base 312 to 2081 and encodes 589 amino acids. NCBI's taxonomy places the organism in Eukaryota, Viridiplantae, Streptophyta, Magnoliopsida, Solanales, Solanaceae.
GUGUGACAAUAUCCAACCUCCUUAACACGAAAAUCUCACCCCUGGGGGUGCCUAACUUCCUUAAACGUGGCAGACUUGCCACAUUCUUCUGCCACGUUACGGCUCCACCCCACAUAACGGCUCUGUUCUCUCUUUUCUUUCUGUCACUUUUUCUGCAAUUUUCAUAUUUUGUUUCUCUCUUUUUCCUCUCUGCAAUCUUUGAGAAUAUUCUUUUUAUUAAUUUUUGACAUGGGUUCUUGAUUUUGAUCAACUUCAUUGGACCAUUUAAGUGAAGGUUUUUGUUUAGCACAGAUUUAUUGAAUUUUAAUUUGAUGGAAGUACCAGUAGGGUUCUUGGCCAAGCUUUGUAGCUUUAUAUCUUUUCUUCCUUUCUUCUUCUUGCUCUUCCUCCUUGGCCUUCUCAAAGGAUUAGUAAUUGGCCCCAUUGUGACAGUCAUCAUAUCAGUUGGGAAUUCAGCAGUUGUAAUUGGGCUAUGGCCUGCACAUAUUAUCUGGACCUACUACUGUGUAGCAAAAAGCAAAAGGCUUGGAUGGGUUUUGAAGAUUGCACUACUGGUUUCAUUGCCAGUUCCUCUGAUUCUUUGGCCCAUAGUAGCCAUUAUUGGGAGUCUUCUAGGUGGGAUAGGGUAUGGUUUUUUCGCUCCUUUGAUUGCAACUUUUGAGGCUAUUGGAGAGAGUGUCACUUGUAAGAUUUAUCACUGCUUCACGGACGGCUGUAUUUCCACUCUUAAAGGGAGCUGCACAGUAGUUCGGGACUUUACAGACUUUUGCUUCCACUCUUACUUUUCUUAUAUGGACGAGCUUUCUGCGGAAAUACAUCCAGAUGAGAAACCAAUAGAAGUGAAGUUGUCAAAGCUGCCAAGUUGCAUUUUGGUUUCUCUGCUUGCGAUUCCAGUGGAUGUGCCCCUUAUUACAGCUCUUGCUCUUUGGAAGAGCCCAUUCAUGCUGUUCAGGGGCUGGAAGAGGCUACUAGAAGACUUAAUUGGCAGGGAAGGCCCAUUUCUGGAGACAGUUUGUGUACCUUUUGCUGGCCUUGCAAUCUUUUUGUGGCCUUUAGCUGUUGUUGGAUCCGUGGUAGCAUCCUUCUUUUCAAGUUUUGCUCUUGCACUUUACAGUGGGGUUGUGGUUCAUCAGGAAGACUCGUUUCACAUGGGACUUGCAUACAUCCUAGCAGCCGUUUCCAUAUUUGACGAAUACACAAACGACAUACUUGACAUGAGGGAAGGGUCAUGCUUCAUGAGGCCUAAAUAUAGAAGAAAUAUGAGCUCCUCUGGAGGCCUUGACAGUAAGAAGUCAAUUGAGCAGAGGAAUGAAAAAGAAAAAGGAAGAUCACACAGCUUGAAGCUUGUUUCACAUGGAUCAAGAACCCUGAAACAGGCAAUCCAACAAUAUACGCCCAUGCAGGUAUGGGGUUGGCUCUUUAAAUCCUGUGAGGUCAAUGGCAGAAUACUCCUACGUGAAGGCUUUAUAGAUGUCAAAGAUAUUGAGGAAUGUAUUGUCAAGGGGGACUGUAAGAAGCUAGGCAUCAAAUUGCCUGCUUGGUCCAUUCUACAGUGUCUGCUUGUAUCUGCAAAAUCCGACUCUCAGGGCCUACUAAUUUCUGAUGAAGUGGAACUGACAAAGUCUAACUGGCCAAAGGAUAAAGUGUUUGAGUGGUUCCUUGCGCCGCUCUUAGUCAUGAAGGAGCAAAUAAAAAAACUACAAUUGGGAGAAGAUGAGGAAAUUAGCCUGAGGAAGUUGAUAAUGUGUUACAAAAAUGAAAGGCCAGAGGAAUGGGAUAACACGGGAUUUCCAUCCACUGAUACUGUGAGGAGAGCACAACUGCAAGCUUUAAUUAGGAGGUUGCAGGGCAUUGUUGGUUCAUUUUCUCGGGUACCGACAUUCAGAAGACGCUUCAAGAAUUUGGUAAAGGUAUUGUAUUUGGAAGCAAUCCAGAUUGGUCUUAUUGCCGACACUGAUGGUGGAAGCUCAAAAGCUGGAAAUAGAAAUAGGCAUCAACGUGUAAAGGGGGAUAAGAAAAAUACAGAUGAUGAGGGAGAGCAAAACGAGCAAAGCAGCGGAGAUGGUGAUAGUAUUGUGUGACCAUUCUGUAGGAAAUGGGUGCUCCCCCAAGGGUCCCAAUAGGCAUCGCAGAAAGCAAGUAACUCGAAAAAUGAAUCAGAGGAAAGGAGGAUCCCUUGAUUUGGAUCAUUUUUCAGGUACUUCAAAACUCUAGUAGCAGCUAAUAAAUGUGAUUUUUAUGGUAGUGGCAUGUAUUGAUUAAGACUCAGAACUGCAAAACUUAGGUCAGGUCUAGUAUAGGUCAAAUAGUUGAGUUUUCUCACUAGGUGUCUAUAUAAAGUGGGGUUGGAUAUCAAAGGACCAUCAUGUGCAUUUAGUUUGGAAUAGGGGCCAAGAGGAGAGGAAACUAUAGCACCUGAACAAUCAAAUUCUUGUAAAAGAUCCAAAGAGAACUUUCUCUGAUUUAUGAUAAACCCAUGUUUUUCCUUAAGAUUUUCAUACCUAGAAAAUAAUGAAUAUCAUCCAAAUGUUUUACCUUGAAUAUCGUGUGUAGAAAUUCAGUGAUGUGUUGUAUUUCAACAAGAUCAUUGCCUGUAAUAAAGAUGCCAUCCACAUAGCCUGCUAUGAUGGAGAUAGGAUUGUCAUUUUGCUUGAAAAAUAGUUAGUAAUCAUUAAGGGAUCGUUUGGUGUGAGGGAUAAAAAUAAAUAGUCCUGGGAUAAAAUUUUGGUAUCUUGUUUUGUUGUCAAGUUUGAGAUAAAUUAUUCCACCAUUUAUACCAUAGUGAUGGGAUAAGUUAUCACAUAUACAUGAUGGGAUAACUUAUCUAGAAUAACUAAUCCCAGAAUAAUUAAUCAUGGAAUAACGUGUUUCCAACCAAAUGACUCCUAAGAGAAUUAGAAUACCCUUUAAAAGCUAAAGCUCCAGCUAAUUUAGCAUACCAUUGUCUAAAUGCUUGUUUUAAUUCAUACAAUGACUUCUUCAAUAAACAAACCAAUUUAGGAUUAGGACAGUCUAUACGUGUAGAAAACUUCAUGUAAAUCUCUUCCUGCACGUCCCAUGUAGAAAGGCAUUGCUUACAUCAAGUUGAUGUACUUUCCUUUCCAUCCUUUCUUCACAGCAACAAUUAAGAGAUAUCUGAUUGUGGUCAUUAUGACCACUGGAAAAAUGUCUAAGUAUAAUCCACACCAACCUACUCGACAUCCCCCCCCCCCUCAAUACUAACCUUGACUUUAACCUUUCUAUUGUUCCAUCUGAUCUAUGUUUGACCUUGUAAACCUAUUUACAAGGUAAUGGUUUCUUGCCCGGGGAUAAUUCAACAAUAUCCCAAGUAUGAUUGACUUUGAGAGCAUCCAACUCUUUUUGCUUAGUUUUACUCCAUCUUGGAUGUUAAGAAGCUUGUGCAAAAGAGUUUGGUUCAGUAAUAGUGGAUAGAGAAAUGAAAACUUGUUGGUUAUGUAGUGAUAGAGACCCAAAGGAAAAAGCAGUACGAGGAUUGGGGUGAAUGAAACAUGCAUUAGUUAGAUCAAUCAAAAUGACAUGGUUGCAGAUAUGGUCAUCCAGAUAUGCUGGUCUUUGACUAACUCUACCUUAUGUUCUAGUAAUGGCUUCAUUUUGUGGGAUGUUAGACAAAGUGGGAGUAGGAAUAUGAAUUGGAGUAUUUUAAAUUGGAGUGGAAUUGAUAGUUGUGUCAUCAGUGUGAUGCGUGGUUUGAGAGUGUUGAUCAAUAGAACAUGAUGUACUUUCAGUGGGUGGAGUGUGUUGUAGAGUAGUGAAUCGAUCAACAAUAGGUAAAGUAGGACAAGGAAAUAAACUAAGUUGAUGUGAGUCUGAAUUUGAUCGAGUGGGUUGUGGUACAGAAGAAAUGGUACAUAGAGAUUCAAACUAGAUGCAAAAGGGAAUUGUUGUUUAAAGAAUUGAACAUCUCUAGAAACAAAAACCCUUUUGGUGGAUAAAUUCAUUACUUUGUACCUUUUUGUCCUUGUGGAUACCCCAAGAAAACACAAGCUACUGCCCUAGGAUCAAAUGUGUUCUGUGUUGUGCUAAAGUUGAGGCAUAUCACAAACAACCAAAACACCUCAAGUUGUCAUACUUUGGUUUAAUCCCAAACAAGACCUCAUAUGGUGUCCUUCCUUUCAACACUCUAGAAAGAAACCUAUUGAUAAGAUGUGUUGCAGUCAACAUACACUCUGCCCAAAAGGUCCUAUGUAAGGGAGAUUGAAACAUCAAAUCCCUGGCAAUUUUCUUGAGGUGUCUUUGUUUUCUUUCAACUACAUCAUUCUAUUGUGGAGUCCCUACACACGAUGUUCGUUGUAUUAUUCCUUGAGAUUUGAGACAAAAGGGCUUCAUGUGUUCCUUUACCCAAUUCUAAGGCAUUAGCAUACCUUAUAACCUUUAACUUAGCAUUAAAUUGCCUUUCAACCAUGAUCAAGAAAUCCUUUAGAAUAGGAAAAGCAUUACACUUAGAACUCAAUAAGAAGGUCCAAGUUUCCCUACUGGAAUCAUCUUUUACAGUAAGAAAGUAUUUGUAUCCAUUGUGAGUACAGAGCUUAUAUGGUUCCCAUGUGUCAAUAUGAAUUAGAUCAAAGUUUCUUUUAGACUGGAUUUGACUUAGGGGGAAGGAUAAUCUAGUCUGCCUGGCUUUAGGACACACACCACAAAUAUGUUGGAAAUUUAAAGGAAACUUGAUAAAAAGAAACUUUUUCAUUACUGAAUAAGGGACAUGUCCCAAUCUUACAUGCCAUAGAUUUAGACAAAGAACUACAUUUGCUGAAACUGGAAAAGAAAAUGACAUAGACUGAGGAAUGGAAUUGCUUCCUUCUUGAUAUGAAACUACACUGUCAUAUGAAAUAGACUUAGACUUAGGACUAGGCUGCAACAAGACAUGGAAAUCAUAGAGACCAACUCUAUGACCACUAACAUACCUAUAAACUUCAUGACUGAGGAAAAGGAUGCUAACAAAUCAGACGAUGAGUUGGCCAAAGGCAAAGCCAACAAAGAAGAAUACACUGAACUCAAGGGACACUACUUGAUAGCCCAGGAAGUAGUCAUCUCACAACGCAAUCUAUCCCCCAGAAAUUCCCAGAAUUCAGGAGGUCAAUUUAAUUUUGAAAAUGCUCCAGAGGCUAACUCAAUGAUACAAAUUGGCCCCACCUCUAAUUUCUCCAAUGUUUUAACAUCCUAUCCUGAAAUAUAAGGGGUAUUAGGUCCGCAGGAUCUACUGAAAGACUUCAAACUCUGAAGCAACAAUUUUGCCUCCCUCUGAUAUGCUUACAAGAGCCUAUGGUGGAUAGUAGUAAGAUGGAAACUUUUAAGAGGAAACUUGGGAGCACUAUGUCUUCUUCAACUGUACCAACAAGAUUUGGAUUUUUUUUGUCCAAUGAAGUGGCUAUUAACAUCACUCAAUACAAAGAACAUGUACUUAUCAAACUCUCUCACUCAAAUGACCUCACAGUCCUCUUAACUGUGGUAUAUGCCAAGUGCUCUAAAGAUCUCAGAAUGGAGCUAUGGGAUGAUUUGAGGGACACUGCAAACACUAUUAGGGUCAUUGGAGACUUCAAUGUUAUCUCUUCUAGUGAUGAAAAACAGGGUGGUAUAAGUCAUAAAAUGGAAAACAAUUUGGAUUUUCUGGAUUGCUUACAUGAUUGUGGACUUCAAGAUGCAGGAUUUAGUGGUUCAAUUUUCACUUGGUGUGAUAAUAGGGAUCCACCUAAUACUAUUUGGCAAAGGCUUGACAGACUAGUGUAUAAUGAUUCUUGGUUUGAUAACUAUAA